This is a messenger RNA of Hydra vulgaris (swiftwater hydra), 918 nucleotides long. The record is from RefSeq and is a predicted model, not a curated record. Lineage: Eukaryota; Metazoa; Cnidaria; Hydrozoa; Anthoathecata; Hydridae.
AUGGAAGACAAUAAUUUAAAAGAGUACAAUAAAGAAACAUCUUCAAAAGCAUCUUCUUUUAUGAAGUUAUUGACAAAUUUUUCUUUUAUAGUUUCUUUAGUUUUAACUAAACAACUAAUGGAUUACUUUUAUGGAAUUUCUGUUACUCUUCAAACUAAAUCUUUUGAUAUUUCCCAGCAACUGGAUGAAAUUCAGAAUUUGACUAGUCGUUUAAGAGAAAUGCAAAGAAAUGCUGAUGCUUACCAUAAUAAAUGGUAUAAAAUUGCUCUUGCAUUGGCUAAAACAUUUGAUAUUGAUGAAAAAAAACCUAGAACAUGUGGUGUUCAGAAGCAUAGAGAUAAUCAAAUAUGUGAUACUGUAUCUGAUUAUUUUAAAGUUUCUAUUACAUUGCCUCUUCUCAAUCACCUUCACAAUGAACUAGAAAAUAGGUUUGAUAUUGAGAGCUUAAUUGUUUAUAAUGGUCUAUGUGCUAUUCCUGCUAGUUUAACAAAGCAAUAUUUUAGAUCUUGUCCAUGGAAAGAAAAAUUCCUAAUUUUUUUGAAUUUUUAUAAAUCUGAUCUUCCUCAUUUCUCAUCAAUUAACGCUGAAUUAGAGUUAUGGGAGGAAUUUUGGAAAGAAAAGACAGAAUUACCAUCUACUAUUUCAGAUACAUUAAAGUUUAUGGAUAUGAGAGGCUUUCCAAACAUUUUAGAGGCUUUUCAUAUACUUGCUACAAUACCAAUCACAACUUGUGAGUGUGAAAGGUCAAUAUCUACUCUUAGGAGAAUAAAAACUUACACUAGGAGUACUAUGUCAGAAAAUAAAUUGAAUGGGCUUGCUUUAAUGUCUAUUCAUCAGGAAAUAGUUCCUGAUAUUAACAGAGUUAUUGAAAUAUUUGCAUCCAAAGGAGAUAGAAAAUUAGAGUUUUUAUUCAAAUAA